Morone saxatilis (striped sea-bass) is the source of this 2456-nucleotide messenger RNA. RefSeq names its product nudix (nucleoside diphosphate linked moiety X)-type motif 12 (gene nudt12). Gene Ontology annotation, molecular function: metal ion binding; protein binding; NADH pyrophosphatase activity. NCBI's taxonomy places the organism in Eukaryota, Metazoa, Chordata, Actinopteri, Moronidae. The coding region runs from base 176 to 1558 and encodes 460 amino acids. Gene Ontology annotation, biological process: NAD+ catabolic process; NADP+ catabolic process. The transcript has 9 exons. The record is from RefSeq and is a predicted model, not a curated record. Gene Ontology annotation, cellular component: cytosol.
UCACCUUUUAUCCAACACAACAAACUGCUGCCGGGACAGACAGGAAACAGCCCGCAGCUGAAAGUAAGGUUUGAUGUGAUGUCCACAUCCAAGACAGAAAUGGCAGGGUGGUGACUCAGUGGCCAUUAUGGAGGGAGUAAUGAUUUCAGUGGUUUAAGUUCUCCAGGCAGCCAGAAUGACGAGCCUCCAGCUGAGUGCGAAGGAGGAGAUGGUGGAGAGGUUUCUGGAUGCUGCAGCCCGAGGAGACCUGACCCAGGUGUCUGUGCUGCUGUCACAUGCCCCCUCACUCAUCAACCAGACGGGAUACAGUGGCUGGACGGCCCUGAUGCUAGCCGCUCGCAACGGACACUACCAUGUGGUGGACGCGCUGCUGUCACAUGGCUGUGACAAGUUCUCAGUGAACAGUUCGUCACAGACCGCCUUUGAUAUCGCCAAAUUCUGGGGCCACAGACACAUCUCAGACCUCCUGGGUCGGACAGAUGACGGCUGCCAGCGAGUCCUGCCAGGCUCUGACCUCAACCAGCACGAGAACUAUUUCAGCAGAGAGACGCUGGACCGGCUGAGUGGGAAGAGGACGGACAAAGUCUGGUUGGAGGCCAAACAGAGUGACCCAGACACAGUCUACCUCCUGUUCUCCAACCUCAGCCCCAUGGUCAGCAGCUCCCAGGAGGACGACAAUGCAGGGGCUGAGACCAAGCUGUGCCAGUUCAGAUAUGAGGCAGUUAAAGACCUUCUCCAGGAACCUGCAACUGUGCUCAUCUUCUUAGGAGUGGAGAAGAGGAAAAAGCAGUCCUCUUCUUCCUCCUCCUCUCAGACAGAGGAGGGUGUCCAGGAGCCUCCUGCUUGGUUUGCCAUCAGCACAGAUGAGGAUGCUGCUGGACUUCUUAAACGCUGCAGAGAAAAGAACUGCUCCUUCCCAAAGUCACCCAACAGAGACCUGCUGAAAUUCAAUGAGGAAGAGGCCGGAGUUGUGGCUCAGGCUCGAUCAGUGUUGGCCUGGCACAGUCGCUACAGCUUCUGUCCGACGUGUGGCAGCAGCACCAAGCUGGAGGAGGGAGGAUACAAGAGGAGUUGCUUGAACUCUGACUGCAGCAGCCUUAAGGGGGUUCACAACACCUGUUAUCCACGAGUCGAUCCUGUGGUCAUCAUGCUGGUGAUCCACCCUGAUGGAAACCAGUGUUUACUGGGAAGGAAGAAGAUAUUUCCAGCUGGCAUGUUCUCUUGUCUGGCUGGAUUUGUAGAGCCUGGAGAGGCGAUCGAGGAGGCCGUGAGGAGGGAGGUGGAGGAGGAGAGCAGUGUGAAGGUCGGACCUGUCCAGUAUGUCUCCUGCCAGCCCUGGCCGAUGCCUUCCAGCAUCAUGAUUGGCUGCCUCGCUGUUGCCAUAUCGACCGACAUCAAAGUGGAUGAGAACGAGAUUGAGGAAGCUCGGUGGUUCCCACGGCAACAGGUGAUUGAUUCCUUGCUCAGAAGAGCCCCUCCAGCCUUCACCGUCCCUCCCAGACAGACCAUCGCCCACCAGCUGAUCAGACACUGGAUUGGUAUCAACUCAAACCUCUAAUCUUUAGCACUUUAACCCCAGCCAGUUUAGGCAGACCUGCAGACAGUAAGAUGGGUCUAAAAAACCAUCAGCUGUCUGGACAGUUGUUGCUCUAUCACGACAAACCAGCUGCCAGUCAAGUGAGGUUGUACAUGACACAGUGCUAAUGUUAAAUAACUCCAAAUGCACUGCUUGUUUGUGCAAUGAUACAGCCUUUACAACACCUACAGUUAAAGACAGAACUGUACAAACUGGGAAAGCUGACAAAUACACUCUUACUUGACAGCAACAGUCACUUCAGAUCUCAAGUUUGGACUUACACAUGGGAACUUGCAGUGUGACAGUGGAUUAAAUAAAAAGUGCAAAGGUUGGGAAGAAAUGGAAGCAGCCUUGUUCCAGAAAGAAUUCAAAUAAAUUAUGUCAACACUACAGAUGCUUAGAGCAUAACAAAACCAACAUUUUAAUGCUGAUGCACAAUAUGAAGACAUGUCAAAACAAAUAUUUUUAAUAAAUGCCUGGAUAUGUACAGUUUAAUGUCUGUUGGCAUUAUGUUCAUGCAAAUGGAAGUUUGUUGUAGAUUUUUCUUUUUGACAGCCAACAACAUCUAUACUGGGAUAAUGUAUACUAUAUAAAUUUUAGACAAAUCUCGACAUAAAAUUUAAGCUCUGCCAUUCAUUAUUACCGUUAUCUAAAACUCCACUCUCAAAAUCAAUAACCAUUAAUCAUCUUAAUACAUGUAGUUUAAUACAGUAUUUAAGCAAAAGAAAAUUUUAUGUCCCCCUGAAAAAUUCUUCUUUACAAUUUGACUACUGCUAAGAUGAAAACAGCAAAAUGGCGGAUCACUGAUACUGAUAAUUGAUGUAUAAACGUUGUAUGAAGUGAAAUGAACUGGAAAUAUUAAAUUGUUAAAUUUAACUAA